This is a messenger RNA of Zingiber officinale, 1392 nucleotides long. RefSeq lists its product as uncharacterized. The record is from RefSeq and is a predicted model, not a curated record. Lineage: Eukaryota; Viridiplantae; Streptophyta; Magnoliopsida; Zingiberales; Zingiberaceae. The transcript is spliced from 3 exons. The coding region runs from base 1 to 1392 and encodes 463 amino acids.
AUGACACCAAACCCUGAUAUUGGUUGGCAAUUUGGUCAAAUGGUAGGUGAUAAUCGUAAAACAAUACGAUGCAAAUUUUGUGGAAAAGUUAUAACCGGAGGAAUUACAAGACUAAAACAAUAUAUUGCACAUGUUACUGGAAAUGUUGAAAUAUGUCACAAAGCUCAUAAGGAAAUAUCAUCAAUGUUAAGAAAACAUCUUCAAGACUCUAAGACAAGUAGAAGUUCAAUGCAAAGAAAAAAGCAAAUAGCCUUAGAUUCAAUUACACAAAAUACACGCGUAUCAGAAAGUGGUAGUAGUGGUGGAGAUGACAUAGAAGAUAUAGAAAAUCGAGAAUUACAAAAAGCCAUCAAGGAAGGUCGUAAAACAAGAGUCAUUGAGGAGCAAAUGCGUAAUCGCUAUGGUCAAGGAUUUUCUGGUUCUUCAUCUGGCUUAGAUCCUGCAGAUAGUGGUCCAUACAAUCAAUCCAUGAUAAACACCAUUGCUGAGGCUGGAACAGGAAUUAAAGGCCCCAAAGGACGCCAAAUUGGUGGUGUUUAUUUACAAGAGGAGGUAGAUGAAAUAAAUGGCUAUUUGAACACUUUAAAAUCUAAAUGGUCAAAGUAUGGAUGCACAAUAAUGUGCGAUGGUUGGAGCACACACAACAAGCAUCCAAUCAUAAAUUUUAUGAUAUAUUGUGACCGCAACAUGGUAUUUCAUAGUUCCGUUGAUUGCACCAACAAAGCAAAGACAGUUGAUUUUAUUUUAUCUUUAUUAAGUAAAAUUAUUGACGAAAUCGGAGAGGAAAAUAUUGUGCAUGUAGUCACAGAUAGCGAAGGUGCAAAUAAGGUUGCUGGUGCCAAAUUGAUGAUAGAAAGGCAACAUUUGUUUUGGUCCCCUUGUGCAGCACAUUGUAUUGAUCUCAUGCUAGAAGAUAUUGGUAAGACGACAAAAGUAAAAAAGUGUGUUGAGAAAGCCAAGCAAAUAAUGAGCUUCAUAUAUAACAGCGAUAAAGUUGUGAAUUUGAUGAAAACAUUUACAAAUGACCAUGAAUUAUUGACACUAGGAAUAACCCAAUUUGCGAUAGAAUUUAUUUCAAUUGAAAAUCUUGUUCGGCAUUCUUCAGAUUUAAAAAGAAUGUGCACUUCUGGUGAUUGGGAAGCAGACAAUAAUACAAGCAAAAGAAGAAAAGAAGCAGAAAACAUUGCAAGCAUCAUAAUGGAUGGAAGAUUUUGGAAGAGGGCUCAUGAUAUUUGUGCUGCAAUUGAACCAUUAGUAAAAGUUUUGAAAUUAGUUGACCAAGAUCAAAAACCAACAAUGUCAAUUAUCUAUGAAGCAAUGGAUAGAGCAAAAAUGGAAAUAAAAGAUAAUACUAGAGAUUGGCAAUCAUAUUGGGAUAUUAUUGAUAAUUGA